GGCGCAUCGCCAUGUUCCACCCCGCAAUAGUGCCGGUGAAGCAGCUGGUGCCCAUACUCUGCGAGGCCCUCAGGGACGUGCCGCGGGUCGCGGCCAACGUCUGCUGGGUCACGCAGGUGCUGGCGGAGGCGCAGGAGUGGCCGAGCCCGGCCCAGCCCCCGCACACCACGGCCCUCUCGGAGUUCUUCCCGAGCGCGGCCGAGGCGCUGGUGGGCUGCGUGUCGAGGCCGGACGCCGAGGAGCGGCAGCUGAGGAUGACCGCCUACAACGCGCUCAGCGUGCUGGUCAGCCGGGCGGGCCUGGACUGCGCGGGGCACAUGCAGACGCUCACGCAAGUGAUGCUGACGCACCUGUCCGCGUCCUUCGCGCUGCCCGAGCAGGUGAGCCGGGAGUGCGAGCUGCAGGGCUACAUCUGCGGCGUGCUCACCGCGCUGGUGCAGCGGCUGAGAGAAGCCACCCUGCCCGUCGCCGACAGGAUAAUGGAGGAGGCCCUCAAAGUCAUAUGCGCCUACAAGGCUGUGAAGGGCGGUGCGCCGGUGCUCCAAGAGGAGGCGCUGCUGCUCGUCGCCGCCCUGGCGAACGCAGUGGGUGCAGGCUUCGAGCGCUUCAUGCCGCACUUUGCGCCACACCUGCAGGUCGGGCUGGCGAACUACGAGGACCAGCAGGUGGCGUUGCUGGCGCCGCUGGUCAAGGUGGACGAGGAGGUGGCGGCAAGGGAGCAGCUUGGAAGGCCCCACCUGACCGAGAUGGUGCGGGCGGGCCGCGAAGGCGUCGUGGCUCGGCCCUCUGGGGCCAGUCGCGCCUUCCGCGGCUGGGCCCAGCACGCCGACUUCGGCGCAGGGCCGCAGGCGGCGCCCACCACGGCGGCCGAGGCCCGGCGCCGUGCUCGUGGCCGCCGUCGUAGGGCUGGCGAGGCAGCGUCGGCUCCCACCACGGACGGCCUGGAGGACGAGAAGGAGGAGCUGCAGGUGAAGGUCUCAGUGCACCCUGGCGCUCAGCCGAUGGGGGAGCUGAUGAAGAAGGACUUCAAGUGCGCCCCUGGAUGCCAGGCCACCCUGGAGGUCAAGGCGGUGGGGUCGGCCAUUGACGAGCUGGUCCUGGAGAACACUCGGCUGCUCAAGGGGGAGACCAAGCGCGACUCCGACAAGCUCGGCGUGAAGGACCCCAUGGAGAAGCGGCUGCCGCUGACCGUCAGCGCUGCCAAGCAGAUGGUCCUGGGCGCCGCGUGCGCCGUGAAGAUGCUGGAGCACCAGCUGACGGAGGCCCGAUCCGCGCACGAGGCCGCCUGCGUGGAGGUCCUCGGCGCGGGCUUCGCGCCGUCGCAGCUGUUCGACAACGGCGGGGCUGGCCCGUGA
Messenger RNA from Prorocentrum cordatum, 1355 nucleotides. NCBI's taxonomy places the organism in Eukaryota, Dinophyceae, Prorocentrales, Prorocentraceae. The record is from the annotation of a GenBank genome assembly.